Messenger RNA from Pogoniulus pusillus (Red-fronted tinkerbird), 7691 nucleotides. RefSeq lists its product as uncharacterized. Gene Ontology annotation, cellular component: plasma membrane. NCBI's taxonomy places the organism in Eukaryota, Metazoa, Chordata, Aves, Piciformes, Lybiidae. Gene Ontology annotation, biological process: homophilic cell-cell adhesion. The coding region runs from base 2124 to 7514 and encodes 1796 amino acids. Gene Ontology annotation, molecular function: calcium ion binding. The record is from RefSeq and is a predicted model, not a curated record. The transcript has 4 exons.
CCAGAGAUGCUACAGGUAAGUCAGUGGUGAUUAUGGAAGAUGUGCUUUGAGAGAGAGAUGUACUUUUGUUUCUAUUCAGUAGUAUCUGCAUGUUGGACUGAGCCAAUGUUGCCUGGAUUUAAAUGCCUUUAAGUUUGGAGCAGCAAUGCACCACUGCCUGCCCCUCUUAAUUUCCUGCCACCUUGGGCAUAGUGAGAGCAGAUGGCAGCCAGCAUGGAUAGAAGACACACCCCAGUGUGAUUCUGGGAGUCGAUGGGCUGCACAGCAAAGGGAUGUUCUCAGUACCAUGGUGUUACCCUUGUGGAGAUUGUUUGACUGUCUGGUAGUUGUAUCAUUUCACUUUGAGGUAAUAAAUUCCCUGGAUAUUGAGGUUCCUGCUGUGUUGUCUUGGCAGAGUGGUUUUGCCUGAAAAAGAAAGCAAGAGCUUGGCUUUAGGCAGGCACAUGAAAAUGAGGUUGGAGGGGGUGAAAUGUAUGAAGAAUGUUUGGGAAGUGUGGUGCUGCUGUGCUUUCUCAUCCUUCCUGGAGGGUUCUUGUGCUGGUCUCUGAUGAGUUCCAGUUCCCCUGCAUUGUUUGGGCUCUUUAGAGCUUUUUUUUAUCAGACAUCCAAGCACACAGUCCUUGGGCUUGUGUUUCCUAGGGUGAUGGAUUGUGUUCUGAUGUAGCAGAGCUAUUCUUUGCCUUGCUCUGUUAUUUGCUGAGUCCAUUGGAAUGGUGAGAAGUCUGGCGCUCUUGCAGGAGAGGAGGUGCAGAAUCACGGACUGGAGCAAAGCACUAUCUGAAAGGGAUGGAAGGUGAUAGGGUGGAAGAAUUAGACCUGUGGCCGAGGGGCAUAUCUGUCCUCCAUGGUGAGCGUGGUGUAGACAUCUUAAAGAUUGGUAAUAGAAAAGUCAACAGAAGAUACAAGGAUGGAAGUGAAAGAGAAGGGAAGACAGGAGAAAAAGGAAGAUGAAAGAAGAAGAGCGGAAUGGAGAAAGUGUAAGUCAGAACUAUUUGAGGAAGAAAGAAAAGGAGCAAGAAAGACAGAAGGAACAGGAAAGAAGGUGGAGAUGUUAGUGGAGAUCACUAACAGCCAGCAACAUUAUAUUGACCUGACAAAUAGAGCAGAGGUCAAUAUGUUGAUGGAUGCUGUGUAAGGCUUGAUGAAAAAUGACGAGGAAGAUGAAUGAGCUCUGGUCCUUGAAGGGGUGUUCAUGCUCAUGCAUGGUGUAGAUAUAUAGAAAACAUUUUUUUGUGCAGGGGGAAAAGGAAAGAGAAGAGAAAGAUCAGAAUUGAAAGAUGCAGAAAGGUGGAAAGAGAAAACAGAAUGGUAGAAGGGAGAGAAGAAGAGAAGGAAAUAAGGUAUGGAUGGAAAAUGCAAGGAAGGAAGAGAAAAUAGGAAAAAGACAGGAAAAGGACCACAUCACAUCUGGAUGCUGGACACACUUCGUCCUUGCAAGACACCGCUUUGGUUAGAGACCAGCUCUCCGGCGAUGAGGUCCUGUACUUAGCGAUGAUGGCUCCAACUUCUACAGUACUCAGGAGGACUGCGGAGCUGAAAGCAGAGCUACAGCGACAGUGAUGGAAAUUGAAAAGGGAAGCACAAGCAAGGCCAGACAGAAGAAGAAACAAAGGAAGAAGGAAGAGAACAAAGAAGAAAGAUAAGAAACCAUAUAGAAGAUGAUGCAUAUCAAAAUAGAAACAUAAACAUUAGGAAAGAGAAAGGAAGAAUGCAAGAAAAGGGGGAAAUGAGAGAGAGAGAUGAAGGAAAAGGAAACAAGAAGAAAGAGAAAGAAAGGAAGAAGAAAGAAGGGAAGAAAUCUGUUGUGGAGAAAAAAAUCGAGAUAAGAAGGAAAAAUAGAGAAGGGGGGGAGGUGAAGGCUGAAGGCGAGGAGAAUUUCCUAGCUGAGAUGCUCUGGUCCGGAGACGCGCUCGGUGUCGGUCAAUGUCCAAUGCGGCGGAGCAGCACACGGUGUCGCUGCAGGCUCGGAAAAGACGCCGGAGCGGCUCGGCGGCUCCGCCCCGGUGCAGCAGAAACCACGGCUGGAAGCGACGGGGGGGGAGCGGGGCGGCGCCGGGCCGAGAAGGCAGCAGAGCCGGUGCUGGCUGAAGGCAGCGGGGACCCGUGCGGGACCGCGAGCAGAGAUGAGUUUUCGUUGGGGUGCUGCGGUGCAUCUGCUGGUGCUGGUGCGGACCUGGACGCUGGUGGCGGGGCAGGUGCGGUACUCGGUGCCGGAGGAAGCCAAGGUCGGGACGGUGGUGGGGCGGCUGUCGCAGGAGCUGGGUGUGGGCGAUGCGGAGGCGCGGCGGCUGCGUGUGGUGUGGCAGGGCCGGCGGGCGGGCGUGGAGGUGAGCGGGGCGAGCGGGGCGCUGGUGGUGAGCUCGCGUGUGGACCGGGAGGAGCUGUGCGGGAAGAGCGCUCCCUGCUCGCUGCGCCUGGAGCUGCUGCAGGAGCGGCCGCUGCGCGUCUUCCAUGUGGAGCUGGAGGUGACCGACAUUAACGACAACGCCCCGCUCUUCCCCGCCGCGCGGAAAAACAUCAGUUUAUCGGAGAACUCCCCACCCGGUUCCCGUUUCCCUCUGGAGGGCGCCUCGGAUGCAGAUAUCGGAGCGAACGCGCAGCUCUCCUACACGCUCAGCCCCAGCGAUCAGUUUACGCUGGAUGUUAAAUCUCCCGGUGAAAAUAGGAAAUCUUUGUUUCUGGUCCUCUUGAACGCUCUGGACCGGGAGACGGUGCCAGUGCACCGAUUGGUGCUGACGGCAAGUGACGAGGGCCGACCAUCCCUAACGGGAACGAUGGAGCUGCUGAUCUCGGUGCUGGAUGUGAACGACAACAUCCCACAGUUCAACCAGUCGGUGUACAAAGUGAAAUUACCCGAAGAUGCCUUGGAGGGGACGCUGGUGUUGCGAGUGAACGCCACAGAUCCGGACUUGGGAGCAUACGGAGAUGUGGUUUACGAAAUUGAUAAUAUUGUUCCUGCCUCGAGUUCUGAUCCAUUCAGCAUCGAUGCGAACAGCGGCGAGAUCAGACUGACAGGCGCCCUGGAUUAUGAGGCAGUUACUUUCUACGAGCUAAACAUUAAAGCCAAAGAUAAGGGAUUGCCUCCGCUGUUGGGUCACUGCAGCGUGGAGCUGGAGGUGCUGGACGUGAACGACAACGCGCCCGAGGUGUGGGUGACGUCGCUGUCGGUGCCGGUGUCGGAGGACGCGUCGGUGGGGACGGUGGUGGCGCUGCUGAGCGUGUCGGACCGCGACUCGGGGGCGAACGGGCGAGUGCAGUGCUCGGUGUGGCCGUCGUGGCCGUUCGUUCUGGAGUCGAGGUUCCCGGGCUCGUUCUCGCUGGUGCUGCGGGAGGCGCUGGACCGGGAGCGGGUGCGGGAGUACGAGGUGGAGGUGCGUGCGGAGGACGGCGGGAAGCCGCCGCUGCGUGCGAGGCGCGUUGUGCGUGUGCCGGUGUGUGACGUGAACGACAACGCGCCGGCGUUCUCGCAGGCCGUGUACACGGUGCUGGUGCGGGAGAACAACGCGGCGGGCGCGGAGGUGGCGCGGGUGUGGGCGCGGGACCCGGACGAGGCGGAGAACGGUCGCGUGAGGUACUCGCUGUGGGAGGGCGGCGCUGGAGGUGCGUCGGUGGCGGCGGUGGGAUGGCGCCCGGCGUCGAGCUACGUGUCGGUGGAUGGGGAGAGCGGGCGCGUGUGGGCGGUGCAGGCGCUGGACUACGAGGAGCUGCAGGUGCUGCAGUUCGAGGUGCGCGCGGUGGACGCGGGGGAGCCUGCGCUGGUGGGCAACGCGACGGUGCAGCUGUUCGUGGUGGACGAGAACGACAACGCUCCGGUGCUGCUGCCGGCCGCGGGCGGUGCUCCGGGGCUCGAUCCGUUUCUCGGGUCGUCAGUAGAGGAGGUGCCGGUGCCGAACUCGGAGACGCUGUGGGCGUGGGCGGCGUGGGGCGCUGGGGCAGGUCAGGUGGUGGCGAAGAUCCGUGCGGUGGACGCGGACUCGGGCUACAACGCGUGGCUGCGCUACGAGGUGUUGGAGCCGCGGGGGAAGGGCCCGUUCCGCGUGGGUGUGUACAGCGGCGAGGUGAGCACGGCGCGGGCGCUGGAGGAGGCGGACGGCCCGCGUCAGCGGCUGGUGAUCGUGGUGCGGGACCACGGCGAGCCGCCGCGCUCGGCCACGGCCACGCUGAGCGUGUCUCUGGUGGAGGGCGGCGAGAAGGCGCUGUCGGGGUCGUCAUCGUCGGUGCCGGGUGUGCUGUUGCCGGCGGAGAGCGGCGCAGCGGCGGGCAUGGCCUCUGCGUCGACCAACGUGUGGCUGGUGGUGUCCAUCUGCGCGGUGUCGAGCGUGUUCGUGCUGGCGCUGGUGCUGUACGGGGCGUCGCGCUGUGCUCCGCGGGCGGCCGUGCUGUCGGGGCCCGCCGCGGCGACGUUGGUGUGCGCCAGCGAAGUGGGCAGCUGGUCGUACUCGCAGCGCCAGAGCCGGAGCCUGUGCGUGGCGGAUGGGGCGGGCAAGAGCGACCUGAUGGUUUUCAGCCCCAACUUGCCGCCGCCGCCGCCGCCACCGUCUGUCCCCGCAGCCAAGGACACCUCUCAGGCGGAGCCUUCCUCUCUGCUGGACACGGUCAGUGCCCCUCCUUUUCUCGCUCUCCACCCAGCCUUCCUUCUUUAUUAUCAUAUCCUGAAAAUAUUUCUUUCUCUGAAGAAGCAACAACCAGAGAUGCUACAGAGAAGGGGGGGGAAGGUAAAGGCUGAAGGCGAGGAGAAUUUCCUAGCUGAGAUGCUCUGGUCCGGAGACGCGCUCGGUGUCGGUCAAUGUCCAAUGCGGCGGAGCAGCACACGGUGUCGCUGCAGGCUCGGAAAAGACAUCGGAGCGGCUCGGCGGCUCCGCCCCGGUGCGGCAGAGACCACGGCUGGCAGCGACGGUGGGGGGGAAGCGGGGCGGCGCCGGGCCGAGAAGGCAGCAGAGCCGGUGCUGGCGGAAAGCAGCGGGGACCAGUGCAGACCGCGAGCAGAGAUGAGUUUUUGUUGGGGUGCUGCGGUGCAUCUGCUGGUGCUGGUGCGGACCUGGUCGCUGGUGGCGGGGCAGGUGCGGUACUCGGUGCCGGAGGAAGCCAAGGUCGGGACGGUGGUGGGGCGUCUGGCGCAGGAGCUGGGUGUGGGCGAUGCGGAGGCGCGGCGGCUGCGUGUGGUGUGGCAGGGCCGGCGGGCGGGCGUGGAGGUGAGCGGGGCGAGCGGGGCGCUGGUGGUGAGCUCGCGUGUGGACCGGGAGGAGCUGUGCGGGAAGAGCGCUCCCUGCUCGCUGCGCCUGGAGCUGCUGCAGGAGCGGCCGCUGCGCGUCUUCCAUGUGGAGCUGGAGGUGACCGACAUUAACGACAACGCCCCGCUCUUCCCCGCCGCGCGGAAAAACAUCAGCAUGGCGGAGUUAACCACGGUACCGGGUACUCGUUUCCCGCUGGAGGGCGCCUCGGAUGCAGAUAUCGGAGCGAACGCGCAGCUCUCCUACACGCUCAGCCCCAGCGAGCACUUUACCCUGGAUGUUAAAUCUCCUGAUGAGAACAGGAAAUCUUUGUUUCUGGUCGUCUUGAAAGCUCUGGACCGGGAGACGGUGCCAGUGCACCGAUUGGUGCUGACGGCAAGUGACGAGGGCCGACCAUCCCUAACGGGAACGAUGGAGUUGCUGAUCUCGGUGCUGGAUGUGAACGACAACAUCCCACAGUUCAACCAGUCGGUGUACAAAGUGAAAUUACCCGAAGAUGCCUUGGAGGGGACGCUGGUGUUGCGAGUGAACGCCACAGAUCCGGACUUGGGAGCAUACGGAGAUGUGGUUUACGAAAUUGAUAAUAUUGUUCCUGCCUCGAGUUCUGAUCCGUUCAGCAUCGAUGCGAACAGCGGCGAGAUCAGACUGACAGGCGCCCUGGAUUAUGAGGCAGUUACUUUCUACGAGCUAAACAUUAAAGCGAAAGAUAAGGGAUUGCCUCCGCUGUCCGGUCACUGCAGCGUGGAGCUGGAGGUGCUGGACGUGAACGACAACGCGCCCGAGGUGUGGGUGACGUCGCUGUCGGUGCCGGUGUCGGAGGACGCGUCGGUGGGGACGGUGGUGGCGCUGCUGAGCGUGUCGGACCGCGACUCGGGGGCGAACGGGCGAGUGCAGUGCUCGGUGUGGCCGUCGUGGCCGUUCGCUCUGGAGUCGAGGUUCCCGGGCUCGUUCUCGCUGGUGCUGCGGGAGGCGCUGGACCGGGAGCGGGUGCGGGAGUACGAGGUGGAGGUGCGUGCGGAGGACGGCGGGAAGCCGCCGCUGCGUGCGAGGCGCGUUGUGCGUGUGCCGGUGUGUGACGUGAACGACAACGCGCCGGCGUUCUCGCAGGCCGUGUACACGGUGCUGGUGCGGGAGAACAACGCGGCGGGCGCGGAGGUGGCGCGGGUGUGGGCGCGGGACCCGGACGAGGCGGAGAACGGUCGCGUGCGGUACUCGCUGUGGGAGGGCGGCGCUGGAGGUGCGUCGGUGGCGGCGGUGGGGUGGCGCCCGGCGUCGAGCUACGUGUCGGUGGAUGGGGAGAGCGGGCGCGUGUGGGCGGUGCAGGCGCUGGACUACGAGGAGCUGCAGGUGCUGCAGUUCGAGGUGCGCGCGGUGGACGCGGGGGAGCCUGCGCUGGUGGGCAACGCGACGGUGCAGCUGUUCGUGGUGGACGAGAACGACAACGCUCCGGUGCUGCUGCCGGCCGCGGGCGGUGCUCCGGGGCUCGAUCCGUUUCUCGGGUCGCCAGUAGAGGAGGUGCCGGGCGCGAACUCGGAGACGCUGUGGGCGUGGGCGGCGUGGGGCGCUGGGGCAGGUCAGGUGGUGGCGAAGAUCCGUGCGGUGGACGCGGACUCGGGCUACAACGCGUGGCUGCGCUAUGAGGUGUUGGAGCCGCGGGGGAAGGGCCCGUUCCGCGUGGGUGUGUACAGCGGCGAGGUGAGCACGGCGCGGGCGCUGGAGGAGGCGGACGGCCCGCGUCAGCGGCUGGUGAUCGUGGUGCGGGACCACGGCGAGCCGCCGCGCUCGGCCACGGCCACGCUGAGCGUGUCUCUGGUGGAGGGCAGUGAGAAGGCGCUGGCAGUGGCGGGGUCGUCAUCGUCGGUGCCGGGUGUGCUGUUGCCGUCGGAGGGCGGCGCAGCGUCGGGCAUGGCUUCUGCGUCGACCAACGUGUGGCUGGUGGUGUCCAUCUGCGCGGUGUCGAGCGUGUUCGUGCUGGCGCUGGUGCUGUACGGGGCGUCGCGCUGUGCUCCGCGGGCGGCCGUGCUGUCGGGGCCCGCCGCGGCGACGCUGGUGUGCGCCAGCGAAGUAGGCAGCUGGUCGUACUCGCAGCGCCAGAGCCGGAGCCUGUGCGUGGCGGAUGGGGCGGGCAAGAGCGACCUGAUGGUUUUCAGCCCCAACUUGCCGCCGCCGCCACCGUCUGUCCCCGCAGCCAAGGACACCUCUCAGGCGGAGCCUUCCUCUCUGCUGGACACGGUGAUCUUGGUAGACUUGGUGUGUCCUGUUGUCAUGCAUGGCUCUUCCUGACGUACACACCAAACCCUGCACAGCAGCCCAGCAGCCCAGCUCUGGUUUUCUCUGGUACAGAUUCUCCUACUCAGUUGAUACCGUGAGAGGACUUCUGCUUCAGCAUUUGUGCUAGCUUGAGCCUAGCUGGGAUAUUUUUGUGAGAGAAAUUAGGUUACAGGUUGUGAAAAGGAAACA